Molecule: messenger RNA, 2777 nt
Organism: Lactuca virosa
Lineage: Eukaryota; Viridiplantae; Streptophyta; Magnoliopsida; Asterales; Asteraceae
Source: the annotation of a GenBank genome assembly
AUGAAUUCUACUUUACAAAUUACAGGUGAUAUGGCAUCAAAAUCGUAUGCAAACAUUUUGGAUUUGGAUCCGGAUAAGCUAUUAGACAUCCCUCAAACUCCCAGAUCUCUUCCACGUGUCAUGACCAUACCUGGAAUCAUCGCCGAUAGCAACAACGACUCCAAUUCCGAUAAAACUUGUCGAGAGAGAAAAAUCAUAGUAGCAAACAUGUUACCUUUACACAUUCAACGCGAUCCCGACACUCUAAAAUUGACCUUCACUUUUGAUGAAGAUUCACUUUUAUGGCAAUUAAAAGACGGAUUUUCUCCCGAAACUGAGUUUAUCUACAUCGGUUCACUCAAAGUCGAAGUAGACGCAACAGAGCAAGAAGAAGUUGCUCAGAAGCUUCUAGAUGAAUACAAUUGUGUCCCCACUUUUCUUCCUCAGGACCUUCAAAAAAAAUACUAUGCUGGUUUCUGUAAACAUCAACUAUGGCCUCUCUUCCAUUACAUGCUCCCCAUGUGCCCGGAUCAUGCUGACCGAUUUGACCGAGUUCUCUGGAAAGCCUACGUGUCUGCUAACAAAAUAUUCGCGGAUAAAGUCAUGGAAGUUGCUAAUCCAGAAGACGAUUACAUCUGGGUUCAUGACUACCAUCUUAUGAUCCUUCCCACUUUCUUGAGAAACCGUUGUAACCGAAUCAAACUCGGUUUCUUCCUCCAUAGCCCAUUUCCAUCUUCAGAAAUCUACAGAACUUUACCUGUUAGAGAUGAAAUUCUUAAAGGACUUUUGAAUUGUGACCUAAUCGGAUUCCAUACGUUCGAUUACGCGCGACAUUUCUUGUCAUGUUGUAGUCGAAUGAUGGGUCUCGAUUACGAAUCAAAACGAGGUCACAUUGGACUCGAUUACUUCGGUCGAACAGUCUACAUCAAGAUUUUACCCGUGGGGAUCCACAUGGGUCGACUUGAAUCCGUUUUAAACCUCCAGAUUACAUUAAGAAAAGUUAAAGAAAUCGCCGAACGUUUCAAAGGUAAGAAGCUUAUAGUCGGGGUUGAUGACAUGGACAUUUUUAAAGGCAUAAGUCUAAAACUACUCGCAUUUGAGUAUCUCCUACAAAUUCAUGUCUCCCUUCGUGGUAAACUCGUUUUAAUCCAAAUUGUGAAUCCCGCAAGAAGCACCGGAAAAGACGUACAAGAAGCGAAACGUGAAACGUAUUUAAUUAUAAACCGAAUCAACGAAGCGUACGGUUCACCGGAAUAUUCUCCGGUGGUUUUGAUCGACCGGCCGGUCGCGCGCUACGAAAAGUCGGCGUAUUACUCGAUGGCAGAUUGUUGUAUAGUGAACGCAGUCCGAGACGGGAUGAAUUUAGUCCCGUAUAAAUACAUCGUAUGUAGACAAAAUUCGCCGAUUUCGGACGAAAACGCCCGUACAAGUAUGUUGGUAGUGUCCGAAUUUGUAGGGUGUUCCCCGUCUUUAAGCGGGGCUAUACGGGUCAACCCGUGGGAUAUCGAAUCGGUUGCUGUAGCUUUAAAUUCGGCUAUAGUAAUGAAAGAAUCGGAAAAGCAGUUGAGACAUUUAAAGCAUUAUAAAUACGUGAGUUCACAUAAUGUCGGGUAUUGGGCGCGUAGCUUUUUGCAAGAUUUGAAACGUGCAUCGAAAGAUCAUGAUAAUAAACGGUGUUGGGGGAUUGGAUUUGGUUUGGGUUUUAGAGUGAUGUCGAUGUCGCCUGGUUUUAGAAAGUUGUCCCCCGAUGCUAUUGUGUCCGCGUAUAAACGGUCGAAUAAACGCGCAAUUUUUUUGGAUUAUGACGGGACACUUGUCGCCCACUCGUCGAUCGUGAAAACUCCAAGCGUGGAAGUUGUUAGAAUUUUGAAUGUUUUGUGUAAUGAUCCGAAGAACACGGUGUUUAUCGUGAGUGGAAGAGGGAAAGACACAUUGAGCGAUUGGCUUGCACCGUGUAAGGGGUUGGGUUUAGCGGCGGAACACGGGUAUUUCAUGAGGUGGGGUGGGAGUUUGGAGUGGGAAUGUGGGGUGGUGGGUGGGGAUCUUGAGUGGAAGGAGAUAGCGGAACCGGUGAUGGAACUAUAUAGGGAGUCAACAGAUGGGUCAACGAUCGAGGUGAAAGAGAGUGGUUUGGUGUGGCAUCAUCAGGAUGCGGAUCCGGAUUUCGGUUCGUGUCAAGCUAAAGAGUUGUUGGUUCAUUUGGAGAAUGUGUUAGCCAAUGAGCCGGCUUUGGUUAAACGGGGACGACAUAUAGUUGAAGUAAAACCUCAGGGUGUGAGUAAAGGGUUGGUGGCGGAGAAGGUAGUUUGUGGGAUGAUUGAGAAAGGAGAGGCCCCGGAUUUUGUAUGCUGUAUUGGGGAUGAUAGAUCUGAUGAGGACAUGUUUGAAAGUAUAAUGAAUAUGAUUCCAAAUCCAAAUACAAAUACAAAUACAAAUAGUAGGUGUGGAGAGGGAGUAGAGAUAUUUGCAUGUACAGUUGGAAGGAAGCCAAGUAAAGCCAAAUAUUACCUUGAUGACACUGUGGAUGUGGUGAGACUGCUGUCAGGGCUUGCUAACGCUUCGGAUCCUAAGCCUAGUAGUAAUCCCGCUAGCUUUCAGGUUACUUUUGAUGCGGUUUUUUGAGGAGAGGCAUAUCACGUGUACAUGUACAGUUUUGUUUUUUUUUUCUUUUUGAAAAAUGAAAACUCUUUCUUUUACUUUAGUUAUAGCUGGGUCUGGGUGAGAGGUAUCAAAGCUGUUUGGAUGCCGGUUACGUUUGUUUCUAGUGGAGUUUUGGUUUUAUAAAAACACAAGAGUGC